Messenger RNA from Macrosteles quadrilineatus (aster leafhopper), 1045 nucleotides. It is a transcript of the gene Naa80, whose product is annotated as N-alpha-acetyltransferase 80. Gene Ontology annotation, molecular function: acetyl-CoA binding; N-acetyltransferase activity. Bases 175 to 747 code for a protein of 190 amino acids. Gene Ontology annotation, biological process: protein acetylation. The record is from RefSeq and is a predicted model, not a curated record. NCBI's taxonomy places the organism in Eukaryota, Metazoa, Arthropoda, Insecta, Hemiptera, Cicadellidae. Gene Ontology annotation, cellular component: cytoplasm. The transcript is spliced from 5 exons.
AGUGCUAACAGAUGAACUAAUUUUAACUUCGCAAACUUACUAGGUAUUCAAAAUCUAUUCUUAUGAGUAAACUAUACUGCUAUGACAAGGUACCAUCUUCCAGCUAAAGUGGGUUCAAGAACAAACAAACCUGUGGAUAUACUCAGAGUGAAUGAAUCUUAACGGUGUUGAAGUAUGGACAUGGAAUGUCUGGAAGUGCUACCUCUGCACCAAAAUGAUAUUUACAGAGAAGAGUGUGCUAAGCUAAUAAAUUCUGAAUGGAAAAGAAGUCACACAGCUAGGAUAUGGAGUCUGAAAAAUUCUUGUGACACUUUUCCCACGUCUUUAGUGAUGAUUUAUAACAAAUCAGAAGUAGUUGGUCACAGUAAACUGUCAGCGAUUCCGUCUAUUCCUGACGCCUGUUUUGUGGAGUCUGUGGUUAUCGCAAAGAAUCACAGAGGUAAAGGAUGGGGAAAGUAUCUUAUGCUUGCAACUGAAGAAUAUGCAAUCAGAUGUGGAGUCCAAGAGAUUUAUCUGUCGGCAAUAGACCCAGUGCCAGCAUUUUACGCCAAGCUAGGAUAUCUGCGAUGCGAGCCAGUCAGCAUUUACGGAGGUCCGACAGUAAGUAGCCCGCGUGCUUCCCCCACCACUGUCAACGGACCUUCGCCCCCGCCACCACCACUGCCUUGCUACAAACUCGACCGGAACUCACUCAACAAGGUCGCUAAAGUGUUCAUGAAGAAGAUUUUGUAUGAGGUUGACUUAUAAUGUGUUCUUAAGCCUAGGCAAGUUAUGCCUGAAAAUGAUUGAACUAGGCCUAAGUGAAUUUUAAAAGCUAACGGUUUAGAGGAAUGAAACAGCUGUUUUUUUUACUUGCUAACUGAUUUAAUCUUGUUUAAAUGUUGUGGUUUUGAAAACUAAGUUAACUGGUCUAGUUUAGUAGCUGCUAUUAAUCUUUUCUUUACUGCCUACCAAUUUUAUUUUGUACAAAUGUUUAAAGUUAACAAUUAAUUUGUUUAUUUAAUUAACAUGUAAGUUAAUAUUUUCAAAUAAAUAAGGGUGUAGC